AGGGACCCCGCUCACCAGGGCCCAACCCCACUUCCCCUGGGCCUUGAGCUGAAGACGCAGCUGGGCUUAGUCACCUGUGCCCUGAAAACUCUGGCCCAGGGCCCUGCAGACUCCUGUGGCACUGCCAGCAGACUCCCAGGGCCUUCACCUGCCGGGUCCCUGUACUGCCCCUGCCUGCAGCUUCACCUGGCUGGGGCCUCCCUUGUCACCACUGGCCUGCCCUCCUACCCAGGGUUGGGCCCCAAGGCUGCCACCUUGCAGGAGGCUUAACUGCAGUGCCAUCACCUGUACCUCCCCAAGUCCUUCCCAGACCCAGGACCCAGACCAGGCCCAGAGCUCAACCCCUUCAAAAAGGCUCUGGGCAGCUGCUCCUGUGGCCUCAGCACCAUCCCCUUUGGCAGAGAGGAAUCCAAGGCCCUAGGGCUGUGUGUGUGCUGUGUCCCUUGCCCUCCUCUGCCACUGAACCAGCUGGGGGUUGGAUCAAGGCACUGGUACCUUCGCCCUUGGGGUGACCAACUUGGCCAGCAGCAAGAGAGCCGUGGUAGCCCUGGCCUUGGGAGGUUGGCCCCGCUUGUGGGAACAGGAGCUCUGCUCAUGGCUGCACCACCAGGCACCCCUGGUGAGACACAAAGCUAGGAGUGGAAGCGGCAGGAAGGAUGCAACGAUCUCCUCCAGCUGGGCUGAGGAGGGAGGGCUUCCUGGAGGAGGUGGAGGAAGGAGCCUUUAAGGAAGAGCAAGAGUUUGUUGGGCAGCGGGAAAGAAAUUUCUAGAGAAAAACUCGGCAGGGAAGACCGAAAAGAGAGAGGGUGUGUGUAGGGUGCUUGGCGGGGCACUGCCUGCGGGAGGGCGGCGGGCUGGAGAGGCGGGGAGGCCCGGGAAGCCCACCCGCCUGGGAUGAGAAGGGACACUGUGGAAACUGGACUCUCCCUCACGGCUCCGCGGAGCUCGGUGGGCGCCACAGCCUCCCGGUGCCGGGGAGGGCGGCCGUCGCUCGCGCUCCCGCUGCGGGCCCGGUCUCCGCCAGGCCCCGGCCCCCUGAAGGCGCUCAGACCUCAGUCUUGGCGACAGCGCUGGGGUGGGCUUCGUGCCCGUUUCACGCGGAGGAAGCCACGCUCAGGAGGGAGGGAGUCUGCGCCCGUGUCCUGCACCUGCAGAGCGGAGGGGCGGGGAGCUCAACCCCCGGCAAAACGUCCCCGCGGCGCGUGGCUGCCGCGAGAUCAACAAGAGCGUUUUCCAAGCUUGUGUACACGAAAUUCACUCGGCUGACAUGACGUCAGUUGGCAGAUCAGACCGACCCCGCUUCCGCCCCCACGCUCCCACCCGCCCUCUUCUGCCAGAAACCCCGGGAGCGGGCGGGACCGGGCGGGCGCAUGCGCAGUGGGCUGCCUGGGCGGGGUCUCUCGCGCCGGGAGAGGGCGCUGCUCCCAGGAACCUGCGCGCGGCUCCGGCGGCGUUUCCAGGGGGCCGGUUGGCGGGCGGACCCGGGCGGUGCGGGGCGGAAGUGGGCGGCUGCAGGACGCGCGCGGAGCCGCGCGGCGGGCGGGACCUGGCCGAGCUGGAGGGCGCCGGGGAGCGGGGCUCGGGCGGCCCCCGAGGCCCGGCGGAGCGGGCUUCUGGGGUGUCUGCGGCGGCGCCGGGGGAGCGGGCUGGGGAUGGGGCGCCUAGCCGGGCGGCGGCCGGGGCCUCGGCCAUGUUCGCGGGGCUGCAGGACCUGGGCGUGGCCAACGGCGAGGACCUGAAGGAGACCCUGACCAACUGCACGGAGCCACUCAAGGCCAUCGAGCAGUUCCAGACAGAGAAUGGCGUGCUGCUGCCCUCUCUUCAGUCGGCCCUCCCUUUCUUGGACCUGCACGGGACGCCGCGGCUGGAGUUCCACCAGUCGGUGUUCGAUGAGCUGCGGGACAAGCUGCUGGAGCGAGUGUCAGCCAUCGCUUCGGAAGGGAAGGCUGAGGAAAGGUACAAGAAGCUGGAAGACCUUCUGGAGAAGAGCUUUUCUCUGGUCAAGAUGCCGUCCCUGCAGCCCGUGGUGAUGUGCGUCAUGAAGCACCUGCCCAAGGUUCCUGAGAAAAAGCUGAAGCUAGUCAUGGCUGACAAGGAGCUGUAUCGAGCCUGUGCCGUGGAGGUGAAGCGGCAGAUCUGGCAAGACAACCAGGCUCUCUUCGGGGACGAGGUUUCCCCGCUGCUAAAGCAGUACAUCCUGGAGAAGGAGAGCGCGCUGUUCAGCACAGAGCUCUCUGUCCUGCACAACUUCUUCAGCCCUUCCCCCAAGACCAGGCGCCAGGGCGAGGUGGUGCAGCGGCUGACGCAGAUGGUGGGGAAGAACGUGAAGCUGUACGACAUGGUGCUGCAGUUUCUGCGUACGCUCUUCCUGCGCACGCGGAAUGUGCACUACUGCACGCUGCGGGCUGAGCUGCUCAUGUCCCUGCAUGACCUGGACGUGGGUGAGAUCUGCACUGUGGACCCGUGCCACAAGUUCACCUGGUGCCUGGACGCCUGCAUCCGAGAGCGGUUCGUGGACAGCAAGAGGGCGCGGGAGCUGCAGGGGUUUCUCGAUGGAGUCAAGAAGGGCCAGGAGCAGGUGCUGGGGGACCUGUCCAUGAUCCUGUGUGACCCCUUCGCCAUCAACACGCUGGCACUGAGCACAGUCAGGCACCUGCAGGAGCUGGUCGGCCAGGAGACACUGCCCAGGGACAGCCCCGACCUGCUGCUGCUGCUCCGGCUGCUGGCACUGGGCCAGGGAGCCUGGGACAUGAUUGACAGCCAAGUCUUCAAGGAGCCCAAGAUGGAGGUAGAGCUCAUCACCAGGUUCCUCCCGAUGCUCAUGUCCUUCCUGGUGGAUGACUACACUUUCAAUGUGGAUCAGAAACUUCCGGCCGAGGAGAAAGCCCCAGUCUCAUAUCCAAACACACUUCCUGAAAGCUUCACUAAGUUUUUGCAGGAGCAGCGCAUGGCCUGCGAGGUGGGGCUGUACUACGUCCUGCAUAUCACCAAGCAGAGGAACAAGAAUGCACUUCUCCGCCUGCUGCCGGGGCUGGUGGAGACCUUUGGCGACUUGGCCUUUGGCGACAUCUUCCUCCACCUGCUCACGGGCAGCCUUGCGCUGCUGGCCGACGAGUUUGCCCUUGAGGACUUCUGCAGCAGCCUCUUCGAUGGCUUCUUCCUCACUGCCUCUCCGAGGAAGGAGAACGUGCACCGGCACGCGCUGCGGCUUCUCAUUCACCUGCACCCCAGGGUGGCCCCAUCUAAGCUGGAGGCCUUGCAGAAGGCCCUGGAGCCCACAGGCCAGAGUGGAGAGGCAGUGAAGGAGCUUUACUCCCAGCUCGGCGAGAAGCUGGAACAGCUGGACCACCGGAAGCCCAGCCCAGCGCAGGCUGCGGAGACGCCGGCCCUGGAGCUGCCCCUCCCCAGCGUGCCUGCCCCUGCCCCGCUCUGAGGGUCCUCCAGGCCUGCUCGGGUUCCAGGGCCCUGCUGAGUCGCGGCCCUGCUCAGCCAGAAGAGGCUCCCAGACCUGGGUAUACAGGGCGGUCCCUCCUCCCGGGGCUGUGGCUGGGCCUGUCCUGGGGUCGUGGCCCCUGCUUCCUGCUCCUUGGAGCAGGCUCCCAGACCUUGUCUGCCAUCCACGCAGUGGCUCCGAGGGCACAGCCUCUCCUUGUACUUUCACAGCCACAGAAAGUGUGCUCAUUUUCCGUUUUCCUGGGUUAGGAAAACACCACCUGUUUUCCAAGGGGAGAGGGCGGGGCCUCUUCAUUGGCUCAGCCUGGCACACUGCUACUGUCUUGGGGUUGUGGAGAUGGACCUGUGACCCCAUGGAGGCCGUGUGGGGGCAGCAGCCUGGCCUCUGCCAUGGUGGGUGUCCUGGGGCCUGUGUAGAGGGAGCCACCUCACCCUGCAGCCCAAGUCACAGGUGUGGCCAGAACAAGCCCAGGUGCACCUGUGGCCUUGUUUCACCCUUGGAACCAGCACUCCUCGCCCAGCAGCGCCGCCUUCAGCGGCCGUGACGAGGCCAGCUGGACACAUGGUGAGAUUUUCUUGUAUGUAAAUAAAAGGUGUUUUGGUAAAUGUG
Molecule: messenger RNA, 4063 nt
Organism: Macaca mulatta (Rhesus monkey)
Lineage: Eukaryota; Metazoa; Chordata; Mammalia; Primates; Cercopithecidae
Source: RefSeq, a predicted model, not a curated record